CGCGUAUUGUAUAUUUGUUAUCUUUUUUCCGCUGUUUUCUAGAUAUUAUGUUUUAACAUCUGCUAAUUUUGUAUAAAUAUUAUUUAUAUUGUGUUGCAUAACAUCAUCAUAUAAUUUCUACUCGUGAUAGAUUUUCGUGGACGGGUAGAAUGCCUCAUUCAGAAUUUUGGCCAUUUACAUGUAAAAUUGACGAAAGUAACGGAGAUGAACCACCAUCUGUUUUACAAAAGCAGAUUGUUGAUAUGGAGGCCCAGGUAAAAGAGAUGCAGUUUGAGCUGUCUGCUAUCAGGAGAGACAGAGCUUCUCUGAUUGAACCUAUGAACAAUGUCAACGUGGCAUCAAAACUAAACAACUAUCACUUGGACUCACAAAACCCACCUCAGCUAUCGAAGCUCAAAGAGGAAUUAAUAAGAGCAAAAAAUGUCGCAGACCAGGAGAGAAGUCGUCGAGAACAGUACGAAAGUAAAUUAAGGGAUUUGGAAUCGAAGCUUAAUGACCUCUGUAAUACCGGACUUAUUGAGGAAAGUAAAAAAAUGUUAAAUAAUGAAGUUUCGGCCUUAAAAAUACAAAUAAGAGACUUGAAGGAAGAAAAAGAAGAUUUGAAAAGUACUAUUUCCGAGAAAGAUGAACAGUUGCAAGAAUAUAGAGCAAAGUAUCUUCAAGCGGAGCAACAAGUCGAAGAGUUGAAACGACACGUGGAUAUGAUUGAAUACGAUAACACGCAGGUGUCGGAGCAAAUGCAGAUAGAAAUACAAAAGAUGAAGAUGCAAUUUCAAGAGAAACUCCAAGAACUAGCACCUUUACCCGAUCUACUAAAAGGUUCUCAAAUUCAACUACUAGAAGCAAAGCAACUGCAGAGAUUAGCUGAAGAUAGUUCACAGGAGCUCUCGUCGGAAUUAAAUAAAGUUAAAGAAAAACUUGUCAUCGCUGUAAACAGCCUGAAUCAAGAAAGAGCGGAGAAAAUCAAAAUUAUAGAAGAGAAUAAAACUUUAACUCUUGAUAUAGAAGAGAAGAUAAUUGCUAUCGACGAUCUUGUUAGAAAUGUUGACGAUUUCAAAUGUAAAGUACUGAGAUUGGAGGAGAAGUUAGUUCAAGAAGAGGCAAGGUAUAAAGAAAAGGCAGAUGAAUGCACUCACCUACUCAAAGAACUAGACGAGCUGAGGUCUGAGAAUGCUAGGUCCUUGGCGAAAUGUAGAGAGCGGUCUGACUCGAUGCGGCGGCAUAUGCAGAUGCAGAUAUCUGAGCUGGAGCGUCAGUUGGUUCAGAGCAGGGCGCAGUGCAGGUCCUGUCAGAAGGAGAGAGAUGACAUUCGACAACGGAUACAAAUACAAACAAAUAGUCUUCAAGAAAACUUUGGCCUUGUGGAAAUUCGACUCCGGGAUUUUCAGAAUCAGAUUUCUUCAUUGAAAAACAGCUUCGCAGCCAUGUUUUCCAAUGAUGAGGAAAAUACUGAUUGGCUGGCAAAUCAGCAGUAGAAAUGCAUCCUAAAUACUUGUAUAUCAUGAUAAAACAUAUUUAAGAUGCAUUAAAUGAGUUUUUCAUUGUUUUGUAACAUC
Messenger RNA from Leptidea sinapis, 1556 nucleotides. Its product is annotated as myosin-9-like. The coding region runs from base 150 to 1475 and encodes 441 amino acids. NCBI's taxonomy places the organism in Eukaryota, Metazoa, Arthropoda, Insecta, Lepidoptera, Pieridae. The transcript is spliced from 10 exons. Gene Ontology annotation, biological process: regulation of cilium assembly. Gene Ontology annotation, cellular component: centrosome. The record is from RefSeq and is a predicted model, not a curated record.